Molecule: messenger RNA, 1615 nt
Organism: Danio rerio (zebrafish)
Lineage: Eukaryota; Metazoa; Chordata; Actinopteri; Cypriniformes; Danionidae
Source: RefSeq, a predicted model, not a curated record
UUUUCAGAUAAACGCACAAAUAAAGUAGUCCCGGCAGGUUUUGAGCACAUUGUUGUAGACUCUACAGUCAGACUAUAGCACAUGUUGGUGUCAAUCUGAAAACCUCCAUUUGCAUUUGAGCAUCAGACGAGGGGCCGGAUGAAAAAGUGUCUUGAUUUUAAAUUGCAAUACCUAGUUCAACCACUGGGUGUCAAUCUUACAUACUGCACCAAUAAUUAUUUCUUACACACAUUUCUUAUUUCCUCUGUUUUAGCCAUGGAUUUGCUCCUCGGAGGUGAUCAUCAGAACAGCUCAUCUGAGUUUCCUGUAAACGCCAGUGUCGUCCAACAGGGGGAGACAUACCUGAAGAAGCUUGCACACCUUGAUGAAUCCCUAUACCAGGAGUUUUACACCCUGUGGGUCUUGCUGAUGGUGGUCAACACGCUCAUGUUUGUGGUCGGAGUGGUGCUCAACAGCCUGGCGCUCUACGUUUUCUGCCAGCACAGUCGUUCCCGAUUAACCCCAGCCAUUUAUACUAUAAACCUAGCAGUAGCCGACCUGCUGGUGGCGCUGUCGCUCCCUGCACGCAUCGCACUUUAUCACAGCGGAGGCGACUGCGUGGCGUGUUUCUACAUGCACACUUUUAGCUACUUCGUGAAUAUGUAUUGCAGCAUCCUAUUUCUGACUAGCAUCUGCGUGGAUCGCUAUAUGGCGGUGGUGCGAUCGUCGGGCAGUCGUUGGCGCAGUCCGGCGGUGGCGAAAAUCGUUAGCAUAUGUGUGUGGCUUUUCGCAGUUGUCGUCACGUACUCUCUGCAGACUUCAGCUUUGGAGUUUCACCGAGCGUCCUGCUGUCGAGUCGCUGUAUUAUUCGCCCUCACCGUUUUGGAGUUCGUCCUGCCGCUACUAGUAAUCGUAGCAUUUACGAUUCGAGUAGCAUGUGCGCUAGCAGAUGGAAAGCUAAUGCCGCAGAGCUGGGGUCGCCGAGCACGUGCUGUUCGAUUGCUGGUUGCAGUCCUGCUAGUUUUCACCGUGUGUUUUACGCCGUAUCAUGUGCGCGAGGCGGUGGUGUAUUUCCAGCUAGGGGGCAGCAGAGAGCAGCAUGUGGUGGCGUAUCAUGUAACCAUCACGCUCAGCAGUCUCAACAGCUGCCUGGAUCCUGUGGUUUACUGUUUUGUGCCGGAUAGCUAUCGCUCUGCGCUGAGGAAAGAGCAGAAGAGGAGAUCUGGAGGGCAUGCGGUGGCGAUUAAAGGAAACAGGAGCAGAAAAGCUGCCGAUAAAGCCAUCGCUUACAGUGUCACAACUCUUACUCUCACACCCUGCAUACUGCCGAGCAGAGACAUCACAGCCUGAGAUUAAACACACAGAGACGUGGAUAUCUGAAAUAUCAGAUGUGUAUCAAAGAAAUAAGAAGCAGCUGUAUGCACUGUGUUUUAAGCUACAUCUAUUGUGUUAGCUAGCUUCAAGAAAUGACUGAAGACAAGUCUGCACAUCAAAAACCAAAACGUUUUAGGCAUGAAUACUUUUAUGUGCCUUUUUCUUCCACUCCGUGCUUGGUCUAGUCUGAUCAUGUGAUCUAAAUUAUUACAUGACUUCUUAAAUUCCAUUUCCCAUUUUACAUUAGACGCGUUCGACUUCA